Messenger RNA from Brachypodium distachyon (stiff brome), 984 nucleotides. RefSeq names its product zinc finger protein ZAT9. The record is from RefSeq and is a predicted model, not a curated record. The transcript has a single exon. Bases 161 to 700 code for a protein of 179 amino acids. Lineage: Eukaryota; Viridiplantae; Streptophyta; Magnoliopsida; Poales; Poaceae.
CUCCCAACCCACAUCCAUCCAUUUUAAUCUCACUAGCCUCGGCUGAACACUUCCUGGUAGUUCCUUCUCAAGGAAAGAACAAGCAAACAAGACUACAACUACAGAUCAAGUCCCAUCUGCCAGGUUCUCGAAUCAAGAGAUCAAAGCGGGAAUCGAACUGAUGGCGGUGAAGCGGGAGAGGGACCAGGAGGAGCCCGCCGCCGCGGUGUCGCUGGCGCUGUCGCUGAGCACGGACUCGUCGGCGGCGUCCACGACGACGACGGAGUCCGGGGGGUCGCCGGCGGCGGCGAAGAGGCAGCGGAGCAGGAGCAGGAGGGCGGCGGCGGCGGAAGGGGAGUUCGUGUGCAAGACCUGCGGCCGCGCCUUCGCGUCGUUCCAGGCGCUGGGCGGGCACCGGACAAGCCACCUCCGGGGCCGCCACGGGCUCGAGCUCGGCGUCGGCGUCGCCAGGGCCAUCAGGGAGCACCAGCAGCGGCAGCGGCGCAAGGAGGUGGAAGAGGAACAGGACAAGAAGCAGAGGCAUGAGUGCCAUAUCUGCGGGCUUGGGUUCGAGAUGGGACAGGCGCUCGGGGGCCACAUGAGGCGACACCGCGAGGAGAUGAUGGCAGGCGGCGCCGACCGGUGGGUCGAUCUGGCGGCGGUGGUUGCCGGGAGCGGCGCCGCCGGUGAGCCGCCGGUCUUGCUCCAGCUGUUCGUCUAGAUGGAUGGAUCGAAUUAAUUCAACGCGCGGGGACUUGUACAUGGCUUAAAAAGUUAGUAGCAGCAGGAGAGGUGUUAAAUUUGUUCUUGGAUUAUGUAAGUAUAUACUGCUGCAGGACAGAGUUUUUGCCUGAUUAAUUGGUGCCUCGGUUCUUGGAAUUUUGUUCCGUGGAUUUGUCAGGUUUUGAAUCCUAAUUAGUUCGAUGUGGGGAUUCAUUGAUCUCAUACAUGUAACACUGAAACACAAUUCUUUUGUUAAUUAACACUGAUCGCGUUGUUAAUUCA